Molecule: messenger RNA, 2022 nt
Organism: Jatropha curcas
Lineage: Eukaryota; Viridiplantae; Streptophyta; Magnoliopsida; Malpighiales; Euphorbiaceae
Source: RefSeq, a predicted model, not a curated record
AUGACACGAGUUAAUGCUCGCUACACUACAGGCUUGUUAUUGCAGGCGCUUUGGGUUCUAAAGCCAGCGUUGGGUGAUUUGGGUUUUAGCCAGCGUUGGGUUGAUUUGAUCAUGUUGUGUGUUUCCUCUGUUAAAUACUGGGUUGGAGUGAAUGGGGAUGAGGUUGGCCCAAUUAUUCCAGAACGGGGGUUGAGACAAGGUUGUCCACUAUCGCCUUAUCUAUUUAUUCUUUGUGCUGAAGGACUGUCCAAGCUGUUUUGUAAGUCUGAACGAGAAGGCCGUCUCACAGGCUGUAGAGUCUCGAGAGUCGCUCCCCGGAUAUCUCAUUUGUUAUUUGCGGAUGAUAGUCUAUUCUUCUUUGAGGCAUCACGGACUCAAGCUCUGGAGAUUAAAAAUAUUCUAGCUACCUAUGAAGCAGCUUCAGGUCAAGCGGUUAAUUGGCAAAAAUCCGGUAUUUUUUUCAGCUCUAACACUUCUGAAUUGGAUAAGACUGCUGUUACAGGUAUUUUUUUCAGCUCUAACACUUCUGAAUUGGAUAAGACUGCUGUUACAGGGGUUUUUGGUGUGCUUGCUCCUUUGAACCACGGACGAUAUCUCGGCCUGCCAUCGUUAAUUGGUAGGGAAAGGAGACGAGUUUUUUCGUUCUUAAAGGAUCGCGUGAGGAAGUUGAUCAGUGGUUGGAACCAGAAACUUCUAUCCAAAGCAGGUAAAGAGGUACUCAUAAAGGUUGUCGCACAAGCUAUCCCUUCAUUCUGUAUGAGUUCUUUCCUUAUACCGGUAUCUAUUUUAGCGGAGCUUCAGCGACUAAUGAAUUCCUAUUGGUGGGGUGGGAAGAUGAGAUGGUUGAGUUGGGAACGGCUUUGUGUAGCGAAGGAAAACGGAGGUGUUGGCCGUAAUCCAAGUUUUGUAUGGAGAGGGAUUUGUGCAGCCAAAGAUGCUAUCUGUUCUGGUUUUCGAUGGAGAAUUGGAGAUGGUAAAUCAGUUAAUGUCUGGACCGAACCGUGGCUAUUGAGGGAUAAUCAGUUUCGGGUUCCCUUACCUAUUCUUCCUGGCUUUGAGCAUAUACGGGUUUCCGAUCUUAUUUUGACACACGGGGCACGUGCUUGGAACCUGCCACUGAUACACGGUCUUUUCAAUCCUUCAAUUGCUGAAAUUAUUACUUCUAUUCCUUUAGCUACAAAUGUUCAGGAUGACAUUCUUAUAUGGCAUUGGACAGAUUCUGGGAUAUACUCUGUGAAAUCUGGAUACAAAGUAGUAGCAUCUCAUUCUGUGGAUACUGAAGAUGCUUGGCGGUCGAGCUUCGGGAAAUCUCUUUGGUCACUUCAAAUUCCGCCGAAAGUGAGACAUUUUCUCUGGAGAUGUUGUCGCGACAUCCUGCCAGUUAAAGCAACUUUGGCAAGAAGGGGAUUGGAGCUUGACACAGCAUGUGAUUACUGUGGUACUACUGAAACGUUAGUCCAUGCUCUCGUCGAGUGUCCGAGAGUACGCUUUUGCUGGCAAUUUUUUGGUAUUCAGCUGAGUAUUGGGAAUUUUCCAACUUUCUUACAACUGUUGGAACAUUUACAUCAUGUGUGGGAGAACGAAUUUUUUGAGAACUUUGUUAUGGGACUAUGGAGCGUUUGGUUGAGCCGUAAUGCGUUGAAAUGGAAUCAAGUGGAAGAAAGACCUUAUCAUAUGGUUACUCGCGCCAGAAGUAUGCUCGCAUCUUGGAAGAAAGCCCAGCUGAAGUCGCCAGGUUCAGGUACAGGUACAGGUGCUCCUGCAAGUCGAAUUUGGUGUCCGCCACCUAUGGGCACUCUUAAAAUAAAUUUUGAUGCAACUCUUCUCCCCUCUAUCGGCCAUGGAGCCGUUGGUGCUGUAAUUUCAAAUUGCAAUAGCGGGUUUGUAUCAGCAGCAACGUCUUCUUUGCAGGGUUGUCAUUCUCCUGCAGUAGCAGAAGCUCAGGCGUUAAGAACAGUGUUGUCUUGGUUGCUGUCGGGAUACUCCAGCUUGAAGAUUCAGAUUGAGACCGAUUGUCUGUAA